CGUGCUAACGCAGCAACAACUCGUCGAAUAUGAUCUUUAGUAGAGGGCGUGACGAUUAUAAUAGAAGUGCUGUGUUGAAGACCAAACCGCGGCCCGAAUGCGUCAAGAUCUUGGACUUCAGGGAGGUAGAGAGUUCGGCGAAGUCGUGUCAGAUUUUGGACAAUAGAAAGGUGGUCCAGAUGAUUGCCGAUGCAGAAGUACUGGAUGGGUUGGUAACUGACAGGAGAGGCGGAGUAGGUGUUGUAGUAGUCAGAUGUAAAAAAUGAGGACGGGAUAUCGUAGGUAGGUUCCUCGUUAGGCCUCUUCCUUAACACAAUGCCGCAAAGCAAGGUGUGUUCGAAGUCGUAAGGGAGGAGGCGGUUGGGUAUGUCUGGAAAAAUGAGAGGGCGGAUUUGAUAAAGAUCGAGGAGAUCUGGGAUGUGGCUCUGCGGAAUAAGUUGCAGGUUUCGUUCUUGUACGUUGGCUAUUCCUUUCAAAAGCUUAACCCUCUGAGUGUUCUCGUAACUCGGGCGUACUAGGCUCUCGAAGUAGUCUAUCAACGGAAUUUGUUCGUGCCGCAGGGAUAUGAAGAUUAAAAGUUCUCUCUGUGCUCU
This is a messenger RNA of Serpula lacrymans var. lacrymans S7.9, 593 nucleotides long. RefSeq lists its product as uncharacterized. The transcript has a single exon. Lineage: Eukaryota; Fungi; Basidiomycota; Agaricomycetes; Boletales; Serpulaceae. The record is from RefSeq and is a predicted model, not a curated record. The coding region runs from base 30 to 266 and encodes 78 amino acids.